ACUCAACAAUGCUCGCGAACUCAAUUAUUGUUCUCUCUUGCGACAAGCUCUAUUGUUUGCUUUUUUGUUUAUUCGCCGGUUAAAUUGAUCAAUUUUUUUUUGUGUUUCAAAAUCAUAGUUCAUCAUGGACAACAACGGUAUUAAGGCAGAAUCCAACGAAAAUGGUGAGAAGAGAAUUGACCAAAAUACUUCGAACAAUGAUUUGCCCAAAAACAGCAAUGAUUCUAGCCGUUCAAAAGAUUCUGGUCGAAGCGGUGGUCGUCGUGAUCGUGAUCGUAGUCGUUCGCGUCGUCGUUCUCGCUCACCAAUUCGCUCGCGUGAAGAUCGUUCAAACAAAAUUCAUCGACGUGUUUAUGUUGCUAAUAUUCCUUUUGAUGUAAAGUGGGGUGAGCUCAAAGAUUUAUUUCGCGAUAAAGUUGGCAAUGUUCGUUUUUGUCAGCUAUUCGAAAAUGAAGAAGGGAAACCUCGUGGAUGUGGUUUAGUUGAAUUUGAAGAUUCAGCUUCUGCUAAAAAAGCUAUUGAAGUACUCAAUCGCUUUGAUUACAAAGGUCGAGAACUUGUUGUCAAAGAAGACCUUGAUAUAGAUCGUGAUCGUUUCGGGCGAUUAAUUCUUUCUUCAGGUCGAGAGGAUCGUGAACGUGAUCGCAGUAGACGAAGAGAUCGAUAUGAAGAUCGAUAUUCAAAUGGUUCGGAUUCUGGUUCUAAUCCUUACCAGACAUAUGGCUUGAGUCCACAGUUUCUCAAUUCGCUUGGUAUCAAAGGUCCAUUGACAAAUCGAGUAUUUGUUGCUAAUCUUGAUUAUAAAGUUAGCGAACGUAAACUCGAGGACAUUUUCGGAUUAGCUGGAAAAAUUACCAAAGUUCGAUUGUAUUGUGACAAUGAAGGAAAAUCGAAAGGUUUUGGUGUUGUUGAAUUCGAACAUCCUGUCGAAGCAGUUCAAGCAAUCUCAAUGUUCAACAAUCAAAAACUUUAUGAUCGAAUUCUUAGUGUUCGCUUGGACAAAUUUGACAAUGAGGAAUCAUUUGGUAAAGAUGGUUUGCCCGCUAAAUUACCACGAGGUCUUGAGAGUAUUGGCAAAGGUCUUGGUAUCGAUGGUCAGCCAUUGAAUAUUGCUAAAAGCAUUGUCAGUAGUCCUGCACCAGGCAUGCAAGGUCAAUCGUUGCCUGGACCGCCACCGAUUACUCCACAAGGGCCCAAUGUUACGCCACAAGCAGCAACAGCAGCUAUCAACGUCUUGAGCAACUUAGCUGGCCAUUUGCCUACGUUGACUCAAUCAUUGGCACAAUUGUCUAAUAAUCCUCCUGGUACAAUAGCAUCAACACCUUCGGCUUCUUCAACUGGCUAUCCUCCAUCAAAUACUGAUAUUCCUGGAACUGGAAAUACAAUUUCAGGUGCUACUCCUAGCGGUUAUGGACAUAGUGGUUAUACUUCUGUUGUUCCACAUGGAAAUGGUACCCCUCAGCCUGCUGCACCAUAUCCAAAUUCAAGUCAAAUGAUGCCAUCCAGUUAUGGUACGGCACCGCCUCCUUCAACUUCUUCAGUUCCAUACAGUGCUAAUACUGGAACGCCUAAUGCUCCCAUCAGUUCUUAUUCUACCUACGAUCAACGUGGCGAUUAUCGUGAUGAUAAAUAUCGAACAUCCGGAAUCGAUACAAUUUUCGUUAGAAAUUUGCCUCCAAAUUUUAGCUGGCAAAAUCUUCGUGAUCGUUUUAAUGAAGUCGGCGAAGUUCGAUUUGCUGAAAUCAAAGGCCAUGGCACCGCUCUGGUUCGUUUCGGAUCUGAUCGUGAUGCACAAAGAGCAGUAGAUUUAAUGAAUGGAAUUCGUAUCGAAAAUCGUGCGAUUGAAGUCACUCUUUAUUAUUAAUAUCAUU
This is a messenger RNA of Dermatophagoides pteronyssinus (European house dust mite), 1871 nucleotides long. It is a transcript of the gene rump, whose product is annotated as heterogeneous nuclear ribonucleoprotein rumpelstiltskin. Lineage: Eukaryota; Metazoa; Arthropoda; Arachnida; Sarcoptiformes; Pyroglyphidae. The record is from RefSeq and is a predicted model, not a curated record. Gene Ontology annotation, cellular component: nucleus; ribonucleoprotein complex; cytoplasm. Gene Ontology annotation, molecular function: mRNA binding.